CGAAUGAAAACUGUUAAGAGCUGAAUUAUAUACCUAUAGGUCGAGAGCAAUGGACAUGGACGAAAAGAUUGCUAUCACAGGAAUAGGGUGUAGGUACGGCGAUGGGGUGUCAGGAUCCCGAGGAAUUUGGGAGAUGUUAAAGAACAACAGAGAUUGCACAGGUCCACCUCCAGACAAUCGUUUUGAUAAUCCGUUUUUCUUCUACCCCGGUGAAAAGAAAAAGGGUAAACUCUACACUAAGGCCGGAGGCUAUCUAAAACAGAAUCCUCUGAUGUUUGAUCGCCAAUUCUUCAAAAUUUCUCCAGAAGAGGCUAACCACAUGGACCCACAAGUUCGAAUACUUCUAGAAGUCGUAUGGGAAUCUUUAGAAGACGCGGGAAUUCCUGCUUCGAAGUUACGUGGUUCAAACACUGGUGUAUAUAUGGGCGUAACGGCCAGUGAAUACAAUUCACUGACAGGUGUACCACAGAGUAACAUCAGUCAAUACACAAAUUCAGGAACUAACUCCUGCAUGAUUUCUAAUCGUAUUUCUUACGAAUUUGAUUUACGAGGACCCAGCUUUUCUAUCGACACUGCUUGUUCUUCUUCACUAUACGCUGUACAAAUUGCCUGUGAUGCUCUCAGAGGAGGAGUCUGUGACACAGCAAUUGCGGGAGGGGUCAAUAUCAUACUUACGCCUUCCGUUACAAUUGGAUUUUGUCAAGCUGGCAUGCUUUCUCCAGAUGGACAAUGUAAAAGUUUUGACGAGUCAGCUAACGGUUACAGUCGAAGUGAAGGUGUAGGAUCAGUAGUACUAAAACCCCUCAAAAGAGCGAUAGAAGAUGGAGAUAGAAUUUAUGCUGUCAUUCGGGGUGGAGCACUCACAAAUGAUGGACGAACACCUGGAAUUGCAAAUCCAAGCUAUGCUGCUCAAAUUGACCUUGUAGAUAGGGCUUGUGCAGCAGCCAGGGUAAAUCCACUUGAAGUCGCGUAUAUUGAAGCUCAUGGUACUGGUACUCCAGUUGGCGACAGGACGGAAGCGAAUGCUAUUGGUGAAGCCAUGGGCAGGCGACGAUCAGAUGACGCACCACCCCUCUUUAUAGGUUCCAUAAAGUCUAACGUAGGUCAUGCAGAAGGCGCUGCUGGUAUUGCUGGUGUCAUUAAGACAGCUUUGUCACUGUACCAUAGAGAAAUUCCAAGUGUUGUACAUUUUAAAAGUGGUAACCCCAACAUCAAUUUCAAAGAUUUGAAGCUACAAGUCCCUACCUUAAUGACUCCUUGGCCUUCCAGGUCCAAGCUUCUUGCUGGCUGUAGCUCAUUCGGAUUUGGUGGGGCGAACGCUCAUAUUGUCUUUGAAGCACCUCCAUCCGGGCAAUUCCGUAAUAAGCUAAACAGCCUUAGUUCAUUUACUUCUUCUGAAUCCUAUAAUAUGUUAAUGCUCUCAGCAAAGACAACAGAUGCUCUUAAGCAAAUGUAUCUUGAUUGGACAGAAUUUCUAUCUACUCUUGAAUCAGAUCAUAUGUUCCAGAACGUGUUAUAUACUGCUAACAUGAGGACCCAUAAGCAUGUACAAAGAGCAGCGUUUAUAGCAAGGUCUAGAGAGGAGCUUCUGACACUGCUCCGCAUGAAAGUAAACGGUGAAAGUUCUGACACCAUAAUUGACGGCAAGGCACCAGAAGGCAACGCUAUUAACAGAACCGUGUUUGUCUUUUCCGGUAUGGGUACUCAAUGGUGGGCCAUGGCUAGACAGCUGAUGAACGCAUGUCCUAUUUUCAGCAACGUAAUACAGUUAUUAGACGAAUAUCUUCGAAAAAACGGUGCGAAAUGGUCACUGGUUUAUAUGCUGUCAAAGGAAACUGCAGAAAACAAGAUUAUUAAAGAUACAGAAAUUUCUCAAAGCUGCAUAUGUUGUGUUCAGAUCGGAUUAGUUGAAUUGUACAAGCAUUAUGGCAUAAUACCGAGCGCAAUCAUUGGCCAUAGUGUUGGAGAGGUUGCUGCUGCCUAUACCGCGGGACUUCUGACUAUGUCCAGUGCUGUUAAAAUCAUCUUUAAAAGAGGACAUCUUCUCAGGAAAACAAGCGGUUCAGGAACUAUGGCUGCAGUUCUUCACGAUGUCGAAAAUGUUAAAGAACGCCUGGAAUCUAUUCACACAGAUAUAGACGUAGCCGCUAUAAACAGUCCUUCACAAAUCGUACUUUCUGGCAAAAUGGAGUCUAUCAAAGCGCUUAUUUCUAAACUGAAUGAAGAUGGAAUCCAGACAAGACUCUUGAAGGUAAAUAAUGCAUUCCACAGUCGUCAGCAAGAGAUUCUUAAGAAAGAAUUCUUUAAAAAGGCAAGUUUUCUAAAUAAUGCCAAGUCCUCAAAUGAGCAAAGGCCUCUUAUUCCAAUGAUGUCAACUGUAAAUAACAGUUAUCUAACUCUCCAAGAGGCUAAUGAUCCUGAUUACUGGUGGUCCAAUAUCCGCCAACAGGUGCAAUUUAGGGGAGCAGUAGAAUCUGUACUUAAAGACGGUUACAAUAGCUUUCUCGAAAUAGGAGCACAUCCGGCAUUGUCACCUGCAAUCAAAGACAUUAUUGCAUCCAAGACAAACAAACCAAUCAUCCACUUCAUCGCACAUUCUCUUAAAAGGCCACGUGAUAUAAGCUCUCCCGCCAAUGAUAUUCUUAAUUUCAAUAUAUCACUGGCACAGAUGUGUGUGAACGGUUACCCAAUUGACAUGAGGCCAUACUUUGACGGUCAUAACUGUAAAGUAGAAUCGCUACCAUUGUAUCCAUGGCAACGUGUGAAAUGUUCAGCAACAACUACCGCAGCCGAUACAAAAUUGCGUUUUCCUGGUUUUUGCCAUUCCCUUCUCGGUGAACCAGAGACAUCUGCAAACUAUUCUCAAAGUACAAAUCUUCGUGUAUGGAAAUCAACCAUUGGAACUGACAAAGAACCAUGGAUUGCUGACCACGUCGUCCAGAAUAGUAUAGUUUUUCCUGCUGCUGGAUUUAUAGAGACAGCAAUUGCUGCACACCAUAUACUUUUUGCGUCCGCUUUAAGUGUCGUUAUAAAAGAUCUCCAUUUUGACCGUUUUCUUUUUGUUUCUGAGGCCGGUACUCUUGUGGAAACAACUACUGAGAUGGAAUCUAAUGGAAGAGCAAUGUUUACAUUUAGUUCAUUCAAUGCAAUAGAAAAGAAGUGGACGAAACAUUCAACAAUGAAUUUAAAAUCGAGUAUAAACACAUUUGAAGAACAGACCGAACAGAAGUAUCUUUCAGUCAACAAUAUCAUAAAUCGAUGCACUGGUAUACUUGAUAAGCCUGCUUUUUAUACUAACAAGAAGCAAGUUGGUUUCAAUCUUGGAGAAAGUUUCAUGUGCAUCGAGAAGGCACAUUUUAGUCCAGUGGUUGAUGAGGCACUCAUUCACAUUCGUGCACCAGACAAGGUAGUUGCACAGUCCAAUCGUUUCUACAUCCACCCAGCCCUCCUCGAUGGCAUACUUCAGGGAAUGGCUGGAAUUGAACGAGAAAGAACGAAGACUUUAAAUCCCAACGCAAAACCUGAGGGCCGUGUUCCUAGAUCUAUCGAGAAAGUUCACUUCAGAAAAUCAAUAUUUCCAGAAAACGUGUAUCUUCACUUUAUCAUAACAAGUAACGGAGAGGAUGUGUAUUCAGAUGUUUAUAUUGCCGAUGCAGAUACUUAUGAGGUAAUAGGUAAAUUUGAUAAAAUACGUUUUGGAUCCGUCGGUGGUCGCAGUGAAUACAAACAACUUAUGUUAUUGGAGAAGAAAUGGGUUCCAAUAGAAAUGGAUAUGAAACCAUUCGAUACAACUGGUCUGACAUUAAUAACUGGAUAUGACGAUGUGCUGUCUGCUCAGAUGAAUAACACACUGAUGUCAGUCGGAGUUCAAUCCAAGAUACAAAGGUUUGGAACUACUCAGUUUGAGCAGUUAGACUUAGAGAAUGAACCACUAUCAAAUGUUAUCAUCACUGUUAAACCUGACAACAUAAACAAAAUUCACAAAAUUUCUAAAGAAGAAUUUUUGGAAGAGCAGUCUCACAUGGCGACGAUGUGCAUCAAUUUGUACAAAACUCUAUCCUCUACUAGAAAUUUAAGUCCAAAUGUAUGGCUUAUUACAAGAGAUGGAUUUCCUGCCACGAAAGAUGAUGCGGUCGAUCCUCAACAUGCCUCAGCAUUUGGGUUUGGUCUUGGUGUGAUGCAAGAAGAUCUAAACUUCAAGCUAUCUAUACUAGAUAUUCCAUCAGAUGUCGAUACAGUAGCUGCAGCAAAUUGGUUAUUUGAAUAUAUUUGGAAAAGAGACAAUGGCCAAAAACUCGUUGCCCUGCGUAAUUAUUCAAAUAACCUAACUGGUGAUUUCACCACGUAUUGUCUUCGCCUGUUUGUAAGUGACAGCGGAUCAUUUCCUUACAAACACUCAUCCAACAAAUGGAAGGUGGAAGUUGGCCAAAGCAUGAAAACUGGAAGACUCUCACUAGUAACCUGUAUCGCAGCAGAGGAAAGCAAAUCUGCUCAAUUCACAACUAUAAAUAUUGAAUCCUUUCAGCUAAUUAGACCUGCCACGUCUGAAACCUCCUCUACAGAAAUACAUCAGGUUGCUCUGUUUUGUGGACAUUCAGAACAAUCUAAGCUAGUAAUGGGUGUUUGUUCAUCCAGAGACUUACUGUAUAAAGUGCACUGUAAUCAUAAUGAUAUAAUUGACAUUGAUAGCAAACUUCCUGCGUCACAAAUUAUAAAUAUUGUCACAUCCUAUUUUGUUCCAUAUAUGGUUGUUCGUGACAUACAGCCAGAUGGCACGACCAUCGUAUGUAUGACAUCCAAUGAAGAUACACGAGGUUUAGCAGUUGCACAAAUAGCUCUAGAGCUAAACCACAAUGUUGUCGUUGCCGUCAAAGACCUAUCUGUCACAAAUGGAAUUCACUUGAAUUCAGAUCGUUCAGUAACCAUUGUUGACGGUAAAGAGUUAAUGAGAGUUUUGCAAAAGCAAAGCGUUGGCUGUGUAAUCGGGUCUGAAGGCUAUGUAAGAGAAAUAUUAAAAUCUAACAGAGGAAUGAAGGAGAAGAUGAGACCUUUCGCUACAAUAGAAAUGCUCGAUUCAUAUAAACACGUUUGUCGUAAAAAUAACCUAGGGCUGCCUGUAAAUGCAAGAGUUGUUAUAAAGAAUUAUGAACUGUCAUUGAUUGAAGGAUUUCAAGAAUUGAAACCUUUUAUAAAAAAGUUAUUACAUAUUUUUGAAAAGCCUUCUUUAGUGUAUCCUGUACCAGACGUCAUCCCCCGGACAAUAUCUUUAAAAGAAGUAGAAACUCAAGAUAAUACUUCCCUCAGUAAUGUCACCUUUUCAGUUGAUAGCAAUGACGUUCCUGUAAAUUAUAGUUUUGCUGGUGGUGAGAUUAAAUUUAGUAUGCAAGAAUCUUACAUCGUUACCGGUGGGACAAAAGGAUUUGGUUUGUGUCUUGUAGAAUGGCUAGCAAACAAUGGUGCUGGUUCUGUUGCCAUCUUAAGUAGAUCCGUGGCAGAUGCUUAUGCCGAGAAGAAGCUAGCCUGUCUGAGAAAGCGUGGAACAAAAAUAGUUCAUAUUAAAACUGAUAUCACAGACAGGUCGGAUGUAGAACGUGCUUUCGAAACCGUCGUAAAUGAUUUGUCUAAGUCAUUAUCUGGAAUAUUUCAUUGUGCCGCGCAAUAUGACGACAGGCUACUCAAAGACACCACACAAGAAGAUUGGAAAAAAGUGAUAGCUGCAAAAUCAUGGGGUGCUCUGUUACUGCAUCAGACCUCAACCAAGUUUAAUGUGCAGCUGAAAUACUUCGUCAUGAUUUCAUCUUUGGUUCAGUUGAUAGGGAAUACUGGCCAAGCCAAUUAUUGUGCAGCCAAUACCUAUCUUUCAUCUCUUGGUCAUUUUCGUAGAAGUAAAGGUUUGGCCGCAACUGUUCUUUGUCCAGGAAUCAUCCGAGAUACUGGAUUUGCAGCUAGAAAAGCAGAACUUGUUGAUUAUUGGGAAAGGAGAGGAGUUGGGAGUUUAAAAGCAGUACAGGUAUUGGAUGGACUUGGAGUUAUACUUCUAUGUUCUGUUUCUGAAAUUGGUAUAUGUGGGCAAUUCCGAGUCAAUGAUUUUAUUAUAGAACAUAGAGGUCUUUUGAAGAAUUAUACAUCUGGCACCGACAGGAGAGGUUUAAUUGAAGUAGGGUUCUCUUCCUCAAAUUCACUAAAUGCGUCUGAAGAUGAAAGCAAUCUCAAUCACCUAAAGCCAGAGGAAGCUAAAUCUUUUAUUUUUCAGACACUUUGUGGAAUCAUUUCGAAGCGUGUUGGCUUAACUAGUGAAAUAUCGCCAGAUUCGUCCCCUUCUUCCAUUGGAGUCGAUUCGUUAAUGUCAACUGAAUUGAGCGGAGACAUUCAGAAACUUUUUGCAGUUCCAUUUUCACCAAUGGAAUUGAUGAAUGCAAAUGUGACGAUUCAAGCAUUGUCAAUGUUAAUUUACAAACGAUUUCUAGCAAAAGGUAAUUUUGAAGGACACGAAAACAACGAAGAAGACGAAGAAGACAUGUCUUGGAAAGCUUGGUUUAUUUUAGAUGAGAAAGUCACUUCUCCAGAAAUCCAGCUAAUUUGCUUUCCUCCCAAUGGGGGUGGUCCGUCUGUAUAUGCAAGGUGGCAAGAAAAAAUGAGAAAGUACAAGGUUCAGUUAAUCAUGGCGCAACUUCCCGGAUGGGAAGGACGCUACCUUGAGAAACCUCUUCAGACAAUCGAAGAAAUAACCAGCCAGCUUUCUGGUCAUCUUGUUCCUAGGCUAAUUCCUGGUAGAUUUGUAUUAUUUGGCCAUAGCCUCGGUGGACUGAUUGCAUUCGAAGUUGCUCAUCUGCUGAAGGAAAGAGGUUUACAUCCGGCCCACGUCAUCAUCAGUUCCUGGUACGCCCCAACGUUAGGUUAUCCUAACGUAAUUGAGCUUGAAAAAGCUCCAAGUGCAUUACGACAAAUGGAACAAGACAUCAAGAACAAAAUUCCACUUACCGAUAAUAAAUCUUUGAGGCUUUCGUUUCUUGAUGAUAAUUUGUUGGCCAACGCUGAACUGAUGAGACGUCUUAUUCCUUGUUUUCGAGUAGGCUUUAAAAUUUGCCAAAAAUAUAGCAAUACCCACAAAACUAAACUUCAAUGUGGAAUGACCGUGUUCGGCGCCAGGUCUGAUCGAUUUGUUUCACCCACCUUUCUAGACGACUGGCGUCUGGAGAUUGAACCAAGUCGUAGUUUCAAGAAAAUCCUAUUUUCCGGAGGCCACAUGCACGUUACGUCAGCAAACAAAAAGUUUAUUUUAGAACUACAGAUUGCCCUAAAAAGUGCUUUCAGUGCCUAAAUUAUGAAUCUUGCGAUAAAUUAAUAAUUCUUAAAAUUAUAAAUUUAGUGUUUUUAAUUUUUAAAGUUCUGUUUUUAUGUAAUUACAAUUAUAGAAUAUUACGCUACAUAAAAAGAUUUGUUUGGUCAUUUUUUAAAUUAAUAGAUUUAUAAAAGAGUGAGAGAUUGCUUACAAUAUUUUACAGAUUUACUUCUUUGUGUACACAAUUAAUAGCCACGACAUUAACAUUAACAUUAACGAAUGAAUGACGUCAUUAUUAAGGCAGUUUUAUGUGUAUUGAUAUUUCCAUACUAUAUUACAAUGCUAUUUGAAGUUAGAGCAUAGAAAAUUUUAGACGAUAAAGAUGUAUUCACCUCUUAAAUUUAAAUAACUAAUAACAUUCUUAAAUUCGUAUACAUUAUACGUACACAUUAGCUUUGUACUCUAGCUGUUCGUUUUAAAUUGUACAGCAUAAAAGUAGUUCAUUUUAUAGCCCAUUGUCUUUUAAUUAAAUCAAUCAAUAAAUUAAUAAAUCAAUCCCAAGGAAGUUUAUUCAGGUUAUACUGGCAUUCGGACCACAAAAAAAAUACAAAGCAAACAGCAAAAAGGAUAAUUUUUGUUUUAUUCUAUGCUAAAUGUAGAAUAUAAUUAUUUUACAGAUAUAUUUUUUGUAUACUUUUUUGUGUACACAAUUAGUAGCCACGACAUUGACUCAAAAUUCCAUAAAAGAAUGAAUGACGUCAUUAUUAAGGCAGUUAUAUGUGUAUCGAUAUUUCCAUACUAUAUUACAAUGCUAUUUGAAGUUAGAGCAUAGAAAAUUUUAGACGAUAAAGAUGUAUUCACCUCUUAAAUUUAAAUAACUAAUAACAUUUUAAAAUUCGUAUACAUUAUAAGUACACAUUAGCUCUGUACUCUAGCUUAGUAAUGUUCGUUUUACAUUGUACAGCAUAAAAGUAGUUCAUUUUAUUAUUCUCUUUUAAUUAAAUCAAUCAAUAAAUUAAUCAAUCAGUCCCAAGGAAGUUUAUUCAGGUUAUACUUGCAUUCGGACCACAAAAUAAAUACAAAGCAAACAGCAAAAAAGUUUUUUUUUUUAAUUCUAUGCUAAAUGUAGAAUAUAAAUUAAUUGAAAGAAAUUGAUUUUAUUUCAGUAGAUAAGCAUUGUACCGUUUAAACCAUUGUAAUUUGUUUUUUAAUUACUAUAUAACGGUCAAACCAAAAUUAAAUUUGUCUUGAAUUUUACACUUUAUGUGUUUUUAAAAAAAUUAUGUUUUAAAAAGGAUUGUGAUGUUUAAUAUCUUUAAAAUUUUAUUAAGAUUAUAAAUGAAUAAGUUUUGUCUAAAUCAAAUCGAAAAUGUAUAGCAAACUUAAAUUUUAUUAGUCGUUAAGUUACUU
Molecule: messenger RNA, 8692 nt
Organism: Anneissia japonica
Lineage: Eukaryota; Metazoa; Echinodermata; Crinoidea; Comatulida; Comatulidae
Product: mycolipanoate synthase-like
Exons: 4
Coding region: 50-7321 (2423 amino acids)
Biological process (GO): fatty acid biosynthetic process
Molecular function (GO): fatty acid synthase activity; 3-oxoacyl-[acyl-carrier-protein] synthase activity
Source: RefSeq, a predicted model, not a curated record